AUGUUUGUCCUCAGAAACGUGGGCAAGCUCAUCUUCGGAUCCAGUAACCAAGAGUCUUUGAUCGAACUCCCCCAAGGACAACUCUACCUCGUCCGCCCACUCUCGCCCAAGGGCUACUCCGAACUCAUCUUCAAGGACGCCGCCGCCCGUAUCCGACGCACCGCACAGGACUUCCAGUACCAGCUCGUCAUCCAGAGAGUCUACGAGGAAGGCGAGGCUGAGCUUCUGGCCGAAGAGGAAGGAGAAGACGCCGAGAUCGAUGCACUUGCCGCUGCCGAGAGAGACGAGAAGACCUUCCUGCUCGACGAGGCACUCCACUUCCGAGUCGACUUUCGUGACGGCAGUGACAAGAUCCUUGCCUGGCGUGAUCUGAGCGGUGACACCGGCGACGUCUACGAGUUUGUUUGCGAUAACGUCGUCUCUCCCGGCCAAGUCUCCCAGUUCGACCGCAUCGCGAAGGAGUGCCAAUACGAACGCAAGUACCGCAAGCCACACACUACCGCUUCCGACGCCGACCUCGACCAGUUCGAGUUCGAGGAGGAGCAUCCCAUUCCUCCUGCGAGCCCUAUUCACAGCCCGACGCUGACACGCUCGAUCGACUCUUCCGACGGCUUGUUUGUGCCCCAGACCCCGCCCCAGGCCGCAAACACCUCCGCCGAACAAGAGCAAACGCCCGUCAAGACGCCUACCAUGCCUAAGAAGAAGGACACGGCUCCGCCCAAGUCUGCCGAGGCUCCUGAGGCCCUCAGCACUUAUGCUGCCGAGAAGGCGGAGUUGCACUUCUUCGACUUCCCCUCCGGCUCGUUUGUUCAGCAAGAUGCCGCUGUCACUGCCACUGUCACGGAGGUCGGCAAGUGGGAGUACUGGCUGCAGGUCGAGAGCGAGGACCGCGCGUGGCUCGGCAUUCCCAUUGUAGCCGAUAUCAACCCCGUCUUCAACUUCGAAUUUCUGUCCUUCAUUUUCAACCAGUUCUCCCCUGAUGGUUCGGCUUACUCUUGGCUUCUUCGGUUCAAAGACCAGCCGACUUUGGAGCGGUUCCAAGACGCUCUCCUCCGUGCCUUGUGGGAGCAAUUGAACGAGACCAAGUGGGAGAAGAUUAAGGAGAGGGAGCAGGAGUACAUCACGGAUGCGUUCAACGACCUAACGAUGGAAGAUACCCCCGAGGAAGAAGAGGAGGAGGAAGAGGAUUACGAAGACGCCGAGGAUGAUGCCCAGCGCAGCGAGCACUACGAUAGCGACGAAGAGGAGGAUGACGUCGCUACCAAGGACGAGGAUGGCAACGUUAACUCACAGCUUGCUGUUGGCUACAAGCACGACCGAUCAUUUGUCGUGCGCGGAUCCAAGAUCGGUGUUUUCAAGCACACGCCUAACAACAACCUUGAAUUCUCGACCAAUAUCUCCAAGGUCGAGACGCCGAAGGGCACACUGUUCAGUCCCAAGAAGGUCAUGCUUCACAACGAGGACCGUAACAUGAUUUUGCAGAAUGAGACGGACCCCAAUAAGCUUUACCGCAUGGACCUGGAGUACGGCAAGGUCGUCGACGAAUGGAACGUUCACGAGGACAUUCCCGUCUUGAACUUCGCGCCAGAGAACAAGUACGCCCAAAUGACGCACGAGCCCACCUUCCUGGGUAUCUCCAAGAACGCCCUCUACCGUGUCGAUCCCCGUCUGUCCGGCACCAAGCUUGUCGACUCCCAGCUCAAGCAGUACGCCUCCAAGAACGACUUCUCCGCCAUCUCCACGACAGAGAAGGGCUACAUCGCCGUUGCGUCCAACAAGGGAGACGUCCGCCUGUUCGAUCGCCUGGGCAUCAACGCCAAGACGCACAUCCCCGCCCUCGGUGAGGCCAUCAUCGGCCUCGACGUCUCCGCCGACGGUCGCUGGAUUCUUGCCACCUGCAGGACCUACAUCCUCUUGAUCGACGCCAUGCAGAAGUCAGGCAAGAAUGAGGGCAAGCUCGGCUUUGAGAAGUCCUUUGCUGCCGACUCCAAGCCUCAGCCGCGCCGUCUCGCUCUUACGCCUGAGCACGUAGCCCAGUUCGCUCACGAGACCGGAAAGCCCGUCUCCUUCACCCCCGCGCGCUUUAACACAGGCACGGACGCAGAGGAGAAGAGCAUCAUCACGGCCACGGGACCGUACAUUGUCGAGUGGAACCUCAAGAAGGUCCUCCGUGGCGCCAAGGCGCCCUACCUCAUCAAGCGCUACGCUGAGGAGGUCAAGGCCGACGACUUCAAAUUCGGCUCCGACAAGAACGUCAUCGUCGCCUUGCCCAACGAGGUCAACAUGGUCGGCAAGCAAGGCCUCAAGCGCCCCACGCGCGAGAGCAUCGCCGGCCCCGGAUGGGCCAGGCUGAGCAUGGGCGGAGGACGCAGCAGAGACUCGGGCCGCAUCGGAACCCCGCAGAGCAGCCGGUACAAGCUGGGCAAGGAUGACAUCGUCGACUCGCCUUACUGA
Colletotrichum aenigma is the source of this 2454-nucleotide messenger RNA. RefSeq names its product Vacuolar import and degradation protein 27 (gene vid27). Bases 1 to 2454 code for a protein of 817 amino acids. Gene Ontology annotation, cellular component: nucleus; cytoplasm. The record is from RefSeq and is a predicted model, not a curated record. The transcript is spliced from 2 exons. Lineage: Eukaryota; Fungi; Ascomycota; Sordariomycetes; Glomerellales; Glomerellaceae.